Messenger RNA from Rosa chinensis, 1815 nucleotides. RefSeq names its product NAC domain-containing protein 73. Bases 532 to 1410 code for a protein of 292 amino acids. Gene Ontology annotation, biological process: regulation of DNA-templated transcription. The record is from RefSeq and is a predicted model, not a curated record. NCBI's taxonomy places the organism in Eukaryota, Viridiplantae, Streptophyta, Magnoliopsida, Rosales, Rosaceae. Gene Ontology annotation, molecular function: transcription cis-regulatory region binding; DNA-binding transcription factor activity. The transcript is spliced from 3 exons. Gene Ontology annotation, cellular component: nucleus.
ACAAAUCAAAGCUCCCUUUGCCUUUACACAGUGUAAAUAAGGACCCAGAGAAGUACAUUUAUCCUCCUACAAGUUUUCAUAUUAUACAUACAUUAGAACAACCAAACUUUGGAUGCAAGCAAACCCUAUAUUAUUUCUCCUUCCUUUCUUCAAACUCACUGUACUAAUUUUUAGAAAUGCUUCUUUCUUCGUUCAUUAUUUAUUUUCAGCUCUCUCUCUCUCUGAUCUCUCUCUAGAUCUCAGUAAUAUAGGAGCCAGCACCAGCUAUGGAGGAAUAUUCAACUAAAUCAAGUAUGCAUGCAGAGGAGUAAAAGUGAAUAGGAAUUUGAUUCCUCCCGAAACCUUGAAGCAGAAUAAUUAAGCAGCUGCUAGCUGCCUAUAGGGGACAGGCUACACAACAAACAAGUCUGCUUUUCUUUCCCUUUUUCCCCUUCUAUUAAUUCCAAGUCUAACCGCAACCCUAUUCCUUUCCUUCUUAGAUUAUUCUAAUUUGGAGUAGUGGGCAUAUAACUGUGUAAACAAACAAGGGAAAUGACUCACUGCAAUGAUCUUGGUCAGGAAGACCAAACAAUCAUUGCCAAAGAUGGCCUAACCACCAGAACAUGUCCUUCAUGUGGUUAUCAGAUCAAAUACCAACAACAGGCCGGAAUUCAAAACUUGCCCGGGCUGCCAGCGGGAGUGAAGUUUGAUCCUACGGAUCAAGAGGUGCUUCAACAUUUGGAGGGGAAGGUCUGGAGUAGUACUGAUAUUGCUGCAGGCAAUAAGCUCCACCAUCAUCCUCUGAUAGAUCAGUUCAUCCCUACAAUUGAAGGGGAGAAUGGAAUUUGCUACACUCAUCCACAUAAGUUGCCAGGAGUUAGCAAAGAUGGGCUGGUACGCCACUUCUUCCAUCGACCUUCCAAAGCUUACACAACAGGAUCUAGGAAAAGGAGAAAGGUGCACACUGAUAGGGAUAGCAGCGGCGAGGGAGGCGAGACGCGGUGGCACAAGACAGGCAAGACCAGACCAGUAUUUGUUGGUGGCAAAGUGAAAGGGUACAAAAAGAUACUUGUGCUCUACACAAACUAUGGGAAGCAAAGAAAGCCUGAGAAAACCAACUGGGUAAUGCACCAGUACCACCUUGGCAAUAAUGAAGAAGAGAAAGAUGGAGAGCUUGUGGUCUCCAAGGUGUUCUACCAAACACAACCUAGACAAUGUGGGAACUCAGGUAUGAAGGACUUGAUUAAUAAUAACUCUGCCAAAUUGAUGAAGGGACAAAGUGGGCACAAUGAGGCACUUGUUCAGUAUUGUAAUAAUGCUAAUUCCUUCAUAUCCUUUGAUCAAAAUGGCCAAGAUAGAUCGAGCAGUAAUCCUCAAAUAAUUCCUCAUCAUUUUCCUCUUCAUGAUGGGUCGUUUGUUUCUUUGAAAUAAGGAAUGAGUGGGAGGUAAUAAAGGACAAAAGAGGUAUACACAUUCGUUCAAUAAAGGCAGGUCUGGCCUAUUGUUGGCUCUGAAAAUUGUGAAUGAUGAAGUAGUUAUUUCGUAUGCUGAUUUAGGAGGUGAUAUGUCGUAGGGUGAUACAAUAAACAAAAGUAUUUGGCCUUGGGGGCCGGGGGAGAGGGAAGAAGGUGAUAACCUUUUUAUUUUUAUUUUUUCGAUUUAAAUUUAUGUUUACAUAGUUGGUAAAUGUACAAUGAACACAAAUGUGUAAUGUAUGCAUGUCCAUCCAAAGACUUGAAGAUUUGGUCAUGCUUUGUACGUAAGAAACAGAAAGUUGUAAACAUCACAUGACCCUUUGAUUUGGGGAAGUGUAAAUUAUAAACUAAGCUAUACAAA